AACCAACUAACCUACUAAAAUAUAUAUUAUAAACCUAGUGAAGUUUAUAGAGAAGAUUAGCUUAGCACUACCACUCUAUAAAAACACUCUUUUUUUUCUUCUUCUAUAUUUUUUUUUCCUCUUUUGGUAGAAAAUCUGAAUCAAAAAUGGCUUCAAGGAUGUUAUGGGCUUCAAGGGCUGCUUCAUACCUAAGAAUCUCUGUCUUCAACAGAGGCUUUGCUUCUGUUGUGAAGGAUUUUAAGUAUGCUGACUCCCAUGAAUGGGUGAAAGUGGACGGAAAUUCGGCUACUGUAGGCAUAACAGAUCAUGCUCAAGAUCAUUUAGGUGAUGUUGUGUAUGUUGAAUUGCCAGAAGUAGGGGCUUCUGUAUCACAAGGAGAAAGUUUUGGUGCUGUUGAAAGUGUCAAGGCAUCAAGUGAUAUUUAUUCUCCUAUAUCAGGAAAGGUGGUCGAAGUCAAUGAGGAGCUCAGCACAUCACCUGGUUUGGUCAAUGCAAGUCCAUACGAGAACGGUUGGAUGAUGAAGGUCGAGAUAAGCGAAUCGAGUGAAGUGAAGAAGUUGAUGGACUCUGAGCAGUACUCAAAGUUUUGUGAAGAAGAAGAUGCAAAGCACUGAUUAAUGCAAUGCCAUAUGCCCCAUUCAUGACUUUGUUAUUAUUACAUCCAUCAAUCUAAGAAGAAGCCAAAAAGUGGAGUUUUUCUAAUUUUUAUUAUCUGUGUUUUCAUUUCAUUACUUCCAUGUGAGCCAUCAUAAAAAAGUAAGCUUAAUGUUUGCAUUCAGAUUAAGAAUGAAUCUGUCUUUCUAACAUUUCAUAAAUUUUUAUUGCAUAACAUUUUAGCUUUACCAAAAUAUUAUUUCAAAAUUUGAAGCA
This is a messenger RNA of Cannabis sativa, 870 nucleotides long. RefSeq names its product glycine cleavage system H protein 2, mitochondrial. The record is from RefSeq and is a predicted model, not a curated record. Lineage: Eukaryota; Viridiplantae; Streptophyta; Magnoliopsida; Rosales; Cannabaceae. Gene Ontology annotation, biological process: protein lipoylation; glycine decarboxylation via glycine cleavage system. Gene Ontology annotation, cellular component: mitochondrion; cytoplasm; glycine cleavage complex. The transcript has 3 exons. Bases 147 to 614 code for a protein of 155 amino acids.